CCCUUGUCCUUUGCCUUUUGACUUUUACGCAGAGAGAACGAGAUUUUCGUCUCGCCGAAACUGACCUUCCUUCUCACCUACUUCUUCUAUCCGCAGCAGCUCUGGAUGCCCAGAGCUAGCCACCGAGGAAUCGUGGGGGCGGGGGGUCGGUUGCCCGGAGUCACUUUUCUCAUGGUUCCUUUCCUACUUUUCUUCUGUUGCCGUCUGUCCUUCUUCGACUUUUGCCAAGCAAAUGACGUUAGUUCUCUCGCUGCACAUUUGCUCCAGAGAACAUGUACCGUUUCUCGCCGAACGACGCGCACCCUCUGUGAUCCUGAGAUAUACGCUGGACAUCGAGCUGUCAAAACAACGCCCGUUUCUCUCUGUCUCCUUCUUCUGUCUUCCUUGUCCUUUCUGUCGCCUCUGACUUGCUCCACUCUCUCCUUAUACGUUCCUUUCCUUGACUCCUUGCUCGACCUCUUCGACGUCGUCUUCUCGUUUCCCUCUUCCGAUGUACAUUCUGCUCGUUCCGCUGCUGCCUGUCCAUCUCCCCUUUCCUCUCCGGGUUUCCUGCGUUCCGCUCCUCAGAGGCUCGGCGCUCGUCUCGCCUCUCGGUGGGUCGGAGAGAAGCAGGGCGUUCGCAAAGGCGCAGCGCAGCAGUGAGACUGCAGAGACAGAACAGACGAGAGUAGAGACAGAGCAGUGAGAGAAGAAAGACGCGCGAGGAAGGCGGUAUUCGAGGGAGAGAAGAGACGGAACGGGAGAGCAGGACGAGAAGGUUGCUGAAGCCCAGAAGAGAAGACUGAAAAGGGAGACGCGAGAACAAGGAACGUUUUUCCUUGCCAUAUCUUCUCCAGACUUCUUGCACCAGCAAAGUUGUCAAUACCCUCAAUACAAGUUGGCUACACCACUUCAGCAGGCUUUCCUCGUUUUGGUCUUCAGAGAGCCGGUUCCGUCUGUGGGGUCGCCUUUCUCCGGUCGUCUUCGCUGGCUUUUAUUGUUUCGUGUCUCCCCUCUUCUUCGGUUCCCCCAGGAACGAGCGACUGACGGAUUUCCUUCGUUUUCCGCGUCCCUUCCUCCCGUUUCUUUUCUCGCGCUCUCGCCUUCUCGACUCUCUCUCCUUUCCUCCCGUUGAUUCCUUCUUGCUCCUGCGCAGGCCUCGCUUGCGCUCUACUUCCAGCCGCGCGUGGACCUCUCGCGUCGGCUUCUCUUAUUCAGAACCUCCAUGGAGACAGCAGAGCGACGAGGAGACAGAGUCUCACCGACAGGCGGCUUUGCUCUGUCUUCCUGUGAUGUUCGAGAGGAGGCGGGCAGUGGCGAGUUCCCAAGAGAGAAGAGAGUAGUAAAAGAGAGACGCGUUACAAAGACAGAGGAAGCCACAAAUCAGUCUCCGCCUUCGCCCUCGUCCAGUCCCUCUGACCGUCGCUCGUCUCUUUCUUCUCGCUCAUCGUUCUCUUCUCUGCAGUCGUCUCAUCUCACGGCUUUCUCUUCCUCUGGCUCUCCUCUAUCACCUUCUCUCUCUCCGUCUUCUCUCUCUCCUUCUCUCUCUCCUUCUCUCUCUCCUUCUGCUCUCUCUCCUCCUCUCUCUCCGUCUUCGCUCUCUUCGCCUCUCUCUUCUCCUCCCGUAGCCUCACCCACAGACUCUGAGAGCUACGAAAGGCAAAACGCAGCUAGCACGCUUGACGAAGAAAGAGACAAAGACCGCGAGACGAACAACAAACAAGCAGAGGCGCAAGGCGAAGAGGGCGAACGCGACAAAGGAAAACAAAGGGGACAGAAAGAAGACCGACAAGAAGAGGAAGAAGAGGAAGAAAAGGAGCGUGGAUCGUCCGAUUCGUCCGGCGUGAGGCUAUCUUCAGAUCUGUCUCGUAGCUCUGGGGUCGUCGAUUCAAACGCUCCUCGUCUUCCAGGGUGCGUCCUCCUGCGGGAAGGAGGCUCAGAAGAAGAUUUCUCUGCCAAGAGACUGGAGGAAGAAGCGCAAGACAGAAAGCAAGAAAGGCGGCAGUCAGAGAGAGUCGAAUGGACAGCAGAGCUCUCUCACGACUCCACACGGAGCAGAUCUUUAAGUUGGAUCGUCCGUCCCCCAAUGCAUUUACCUUCGGAGACCCGCGAACCUGUUUCCAGGUUUCCUCUCAUCACCUAUCGCGGCACUGAUUCUGCGACACAAAAACUCAUCGAAGAAAAACUUGCUGCUCUCUCACGUGCUCCGUCCUCCUACCAUCAUCUCCCCUCUUCUUCCUCUCUUUCUUCUUCUUUUUCUUCCUCUCUUUCUUCUUCUUUUUCUUCAUCUUCUUCUUCCUCUUCUUCUUCCUCUCUUUCUUCCUCUUCUUCUUCCUCUCUUUCUGCCUCCUCUCAGGCAGAGCCGCGCAGCCUGGCUGUCGGGAUCGGCCGAGAACAGGAGAGGCUCCUGAACGCUAAGUUUGCGCGCGAGGGUGAGGCGUCAUCGUGGUCUCUGCUGCCGUUUGGAGACCUCGCGUCCUACGUUUUCCGGUCUCUCGUUGCGGGGGACCGUCCAGAAGGACCUUCCCAGACGACCGUCGAGUCGCUGUCAGAGGCUCUGAGUCCCGAAGAAGCUUUGGAAGAGGCAAACGCGGGAGAGACUGUGCCUGCAGAGGCGACCAGCAGUUCAGACAGCGGACUGUUUUCUUCCUCGAGUGAGGACGACUUGCCAGUUGUGUCUUCUCUCUCCUCGCAGCGGCGCCUCCGCUCUCUCCGUUCCUUCCGCGACCUGUCGACCAAAGAGGGCGCCUCUGCGGUCAGGAGACACGCGUCUGAACGCGCUCGUGUCUGCAGCUCUCGGCGUUCCUCUUCUGUCUCUGACGAAGGUUUCUCGCAGUCGCUCGACCUCCCAGAGGGCUUCGAGCGGCGCGCGAAAGUCGAGACAGAUUCCGUCGGAGACAGAGGAGCUGCUGGGAGAUCUCCGGAUCCACGCACAGCGCCCCAGACGGGGGUCCAGACGAUCACGCCAUCCCCUCCGGAAGCGAGGAAGGACGCGUCCGCAGACGCGCGAGACUUCGCUGGGAAUGCCGAGGGAGAGACGUUCGACAGCGGAGAGCUUCGCAAGAACGGCGACCCGUCCUCCUUCUCGACGGAAAAGGGAUCUCUGUCGCAUCCUCACCGCGUACCUUCGAGCCUGGCUUCCUCGUCGCAGAUGCCGUGCGGUGGUGCUCGCUUCUCGUCGGUCUCUUCGUAUCGCUUGCCUCCUGCAGACGGGCGCGAGGCGCCACCCACCUCAGCGCAUCCAUCUCGCCUGUCGCGUCUGAACUCCUCCAGAGAGUCGGAGGGCGUCGCUGAGAACUGGCGCUUCCGCAAGUCGCAGACGAUGCUCCUCGCGUCCAAGUGGAGACGACGCGCGCAUGCUGCCGCCGUCGCCGCAGAGAAGGCGAGAGUCGCCUCUGCGUCCGUUCCCUCAGAGAAGAACGACGAGGGUGGGCGGAAGAAGAAGCCCGGGAAGGCGGAGGAGAAAGCGAGAGGCAAAGAGACGCUCUCUGCAGAAGAACUCGCUCUCAGAAACUGCGCAAUCGUCUCCCGAGUCGCGGCGGCGGAGGCGGUCAAAGCCGCCGAGGAGGCGGCAGAAAAGAGCGUACGGGCGGCCUUGGUCGAAGCUGCUCUCAAGUUUCGAGUAUCACGCGUAACCCUUCAAGACUGGAUGAAAAGUCCUGGAAUUCAACAGAAACGAAUUUGGGACAUCAUCUUCCCAGCGACACACAACAGUGCCUCUUGGAAGGUCGAAGAGACGACGAUGAAGCAGCCGAUGCUCCUCUCCAUGAUCAAGAACUGGGUCACUUGUCAGCAUGUCAACAUCACCGAGCAGCUGUCUCGCGGCAUUCGCUGGCUUGAUCUCCGUGUUUGUAAGCUGGGCGACGCUUCUUUCGAUCAAGAUUCUUCGCAAGCUUCUCGCAAGAAAGGAGACAAGGAGUGCAGCGAAGGAGGCGCGAAUCCUGCAACGCAGGCUUCGUCGGCCGGUGGAUGGAAGGUGCCUGCGGACAAGAGGAAACAAUGGGAGUCUUCCGAGAGGAGGUCGGCGCGCUGCGACGGCGACACAGCGGGACUCGAGAGGGGAAAGGAAGAGCGAAAGAAAGCGACAAAUGACAGAGGCAAACAGAUGAACGAACAGGAGAAGAAACGCGCCGCUCUCCUCCUCGGUCUAGGCUCCUUGCGAGCUAUCCCGUACUGCGCCCAUGGCGGUGUAUGUACAGUGCCCUUGCUGCCAGUCCUGUGCGAGAUUCGCGAGUUUCUCGACUCACACCCGUCAGAAAUUAUCAUCCUCAGCCUCGUCGCAGACCACGGCGUCUGUCAAGGAACAUUCUGCGACACGAGGCCCCUGCAUGCAGGGGAAGUGGACUUCUACCUCGGAAAAAUUCUCGGCGACUUCCUCGGACCCAGACUCGGCAAAGACACCACACUCGAGCAACUCCUAAGGCGAAACCAGCGCGUGAUUUACUUCUGGAGUCACGAAGAGCGUUGCCUGCCCCCGUUCGAUCUUUGUCUCUUCUGUCGGAGUUCGUUCUCGCCUGCGCUCCCCACGGCUUCGGCUUCUCCCUCGCAGUCGCGCUUUGCCUCUCGGUGCGUGGAGGCCACUGGCCUGCUCGUCCAGGCGCGAAGAGAGAAGGAGCAAGAAGGUCGAAGUGACGGCGGCGCCUGUACCUGCGAGAGAGGCCGACUCCAGGCAUGGCUCCGGAAGGCGCAUAUGCUCUUCAGCACGGAGCCGCUGCCAGGCGAGGCGCCCGACGACCGACAGGCGGCGCUGCGGAGCGUCUGUCGCACUCUUCGCGCCGGGGGGAAUUCUCAAGCAUCUCAGCACCACGGUUCCCACUCUGCCUCGCCUCAGCCGAGCCCACGAACAACGCAUGUGGCGCCCCAGACGGGCCUGCAUGUGCCGGCGUCGCUAGCUGUCCCCGCGUCUCCGUCUCGGCCAGAGACGCUGUUUCUUUCUCCGGAGAAGUCUCCCACCUCAGAGUUUCUGUCUCCCUCACUCACGCUUUCUCCAGACGAGAGAGGCCUCUCGCGAGCGUCUUCGCGUCCCCGCGUGUCGCCUUCUGCCCUGAGUUACUCUCGUUCGCCCUUCCACGCGGGGAAGACGGUUCUGCUCAAAAGCUGGAGAGACACCCGGGCAGCGAAACCUGAAAUUCUUAUCACGCAUCUCGACGCCUGGCUUCAGGAGCGUAAACAAGAAGCGACAAAAGAGAGAGAAUACGAGAGACGAGGAAACAAGCCUUACGUGUUCAAGAUGCUCUGUGGAGAAGUCACGGCUCCAGAUUCCCUCGGACUUCACGUGGUUUUGUACUGGACGAAGGAGGCGCAGUCGGCGUUGCGGAGUCUUCCGCACGGCAUCAAGACGAGCGCAAAGACAACGAAUCGCCUGCUGCUCCGUUUUCUGGCCGAGCAGAACGUGGUAACUCGCGAAUUGAGAGACGCGAGACUCCACCACCUUGAGAAGGCCCUCCGACGCGCAAAACGCAGGCGAGAGCGCGACCGUCACGAAACCAGAGAGGGAGCGACUCCUGAGAGUAACGAUUACGACUUGAGUGAAGCAGAAGAGAAACAAGCAAUUUUGAGACAGCUGGAAGAUCGAGACGGGCUCGGCGAGGUCAAGGGCCUCCACGUGCUCAACGGCAUUUCUCACGACUUUGUUAACCGGCACCUGACAGAGUUCAUUGUGCAGCUGAAUCUGGAGAAACUGCAUUCGAGUCCGUGUUCCGUCGCGGCUUCGCCGACGGCAGCGGCUUCUUCUUCUCAGGUGUCAUGCGCUUCUCAGUCUCUCUUCGCGUCUCCCUUCCGCCCCGUGUGAAACGUUGCAGUCGCUCUUUGCCCGCAGAGUGCGGUGGGGGGGGACUAGCAUUCGCCAGCGAAACUGGGCAGACGAUUCCAGAGUCGGGGGGAGGAAACGCAGACGAGGCAGGUGACACGUUGGUGGCAGGAGGGGAAGAAGUUGGGGACAAUCGGCGCGCGCGAGCGAGACAGGAAAGGCGUCGCGAAGCCGGGAGAAGAAUCCUGAAAAGAACGACACACGGUGCUGGUUGACGACUGGGGAGAGGAAGCACAAGCUUAUGGGAGAAAGGUAAUAACAAAGGGGGAAAUGGCACUCGACAGUCGGGGUGAAAGAUGAAAAAGGAAGCAAAAGGAAUCGGGAAAAGUGGGUUGAGGUAACGAUCAUCUGGGCACGAAGGAGAUGAAGAGGUUAAAGAAGAAGGGACUGCCAGUCGGCAAAAAGCGUCUAGACGAAACAUGCUUGCGGUCCUGGCGCUGGCGCGGGACCAGGAGUCACGGGAUGAACACCACGCGAAAAGGAAAGGGGAAGGAAACCAUACGGGAGAGAAAAAGGGAGAGAAAUUGAAGCACUUAAUUUCGUUUCCUUGUCUUAGUCCAAGAGCCAAGAAUGUGCGGAAAUAAAGAACCUUCCGAUGCUUGAGUUUCCUCAGCAGAAUGCAUGUUGGUGAACUCCUGCUGUCGUUUAAGCUGCCUCCUUCGAUGCUCUGACAGGGCAGGCAAAUCGGAAAUAGCGAGACGGAAGGCGAGAGGAAUUUGAGGGGAAACAAAUUAGCGACUGGGUGUCGCCAGGACAUGCAAGGAGUCAUGUUCACGGCGUUCUUCAGUCGUUUUCCCAGUGUGAGAGAAGCCAUGUGGUGCAGUACACAAACCACAACGGAAGUUUUCGUCCACUCUUUUAUUCUUCUGGCGCCUCUAUAUGUCUCAUUCUUACAAUGUAUCGGUUCUGUAGACCGAUGUGCCUUGUUCCCUUUUUGGUAAAACAAUACCAAUUCUGUCUCAUCAAAUGAAGGUUCCUUAUAGACACGAUACAAAUGCAUGCAUAUAUAUGCACAUGUAUUAAUGUAUGCACGGCUGUUACGCUCGUCCCACCCAGAACCCUCGGGAGGGAACGACGGAUACGAGAGAGGUGAAAGUAGCGCGGUGUAGAGCGUGAAGGUUUUUACGAGGAAUGGCACACAAUGCAGACGUUAUUGGCACGGGGGAGCCAAGUCGAUGCACGUCGCAC
Molecule: messenger RNA, 6976 nt
Organism: Toxoplasma gondii ME49
Lineage: Eukaryota; Apicomplexa; Conoidasida; Eucoccidiorida; Sarcocystidae
Exons: 10
Coding region: 1205-5770 (1521 amino acids)
Biological process (GO): lipid metabolic process
Molecular function (GO): phosphoric diester hydrolase activity
Source: RefSeq, a predicted model, not a curated record